UGAUUUUGUAGAGCUGAACGCAAAAUCGUUUUUGUCCCUGUAAUAUUGAUAUAACAAAGAAAUCUGUAUUUAUGGUGAAGUGAGCUACAUAGCCGGGAUCCGGCAAUGAUGGAGGAAUUAUUGCAAGACAUUUUCAAGGAAGCAACAGGACCGAAAUUGUCAACUCUAAGAAAAUCAUGCCAAGAUGCCCUCGAAGUAUUAUGUAUGCAAGAGAGCAGCGUGCGUCGCUCAUCAUACGAGCUGCGACGGUCGUGCCUGCAGCCUCUACAGAUUGCUUUAGAGAGCAAACGACAACGGCUCAUCACCUUCGCAAUCCAGGGCUUCCAUAAAAUACUCAGAGAUGACAGAUUCCAUAGGGGUAUUGAGCCUGAAGAUGAUUCACUAUGGAUGCCGUCGCAACUCCUGUGCGCCACAGCUUCUGUCAUGUACCACUUACCUGACACGCAGGUCCAGAUAUUCCGCAUGUACCUCUCCCUGGCAUUGUCACCUCGUCGUACUCUCAACGGACGAUUAUGCGUAUGGGCUUGUGGCCGGUGCGGUGAAGCAGCCGGCGGGCCCGCACACGUAGCUGCAGCCGCACGAGCCGCAGCCGCACAGAUGCUUCGCGCUUACUGCGCCCAACUCGAUGAAGAAUGUCAAGAACUUCUUUCUGAAGGGUCUCCUCUCGGGAGGAAUCACAUAGUAGCAGUAGGAUGUUACAGUGAAGUCAUACCAGUAAUUCAAUACUUAUGCAGCAGGCUGUCGGAAACGCAGCUAAUACCGAAGCAGAAUCCAUUGGCGCAAUUCUUCUUGGAGUGUCUCCUGACACUUAUGUCAAGUCUAUCUGAGCGUGUUUGCGGCAAUUUACACUUCACUACUUUCCUCUGGCAGAAAUUCUGUCCAUCGCUCAUAUCCUUUCUCGGAACGCCUCGAGUUGAUAAAAAUAUUAAGUCCAGGGAACACGAGGGACACCUAGUAGACGAUUCGGGUAGAGGUUCCGGUGCUUUGAACAGCGCGCCUAGCUUCAACAGCAAGCAAGCCAAGGCUAUUUACAGUAUAGCAAACCAACUGGUCCGCCUAGUAGGCUCCACUUCAAAUCUACGGCCUGUUUUAGAAGCCUUAUACCAUAGAAUGCUUCUAUACCCACCAGUUGUUCAUCGUGUUGAACCUUUGAGAAGUGUAAGGGAAUUGUUACACAAUCCGAAACGCCUAGCUCAGCUGGUAUUAUUGAAGAAAACUGACCAUCCCGAGCGACAUAGUGAUGAUAUGGCUAUAUUACGACUAAUAAUGGAUGGAAUUGAAGAAUCGGGACGUAGCGCUAACCCUGAAGUGAUUGCAGCUUCAGUAGAAUGUGUGGUGUCUUUACUCGAUGCUCUUGAGAAGUUGUGUAACAAUUCAGAGUAUAUACCGAGUGACACAGCAGCGGUUAUGUUACAACAUUGGCCUAAAUUACACGACGCUGAUUAUACUGGACCACUGACUUAUCAAACAUUAGCUAGAUUACCAAGUCCAUAUAGAGACGUAGUAGCAGUAUUACAAAGCAAUGAAGAAAAGGACGAUUCAUCAGAUACAUCAGGUCCUGAAAAUUUAAGCUCUGACGGCGAAGCAGACUCUGAUGCCGACAAUGUAUUUCUUCCUUCCCGAGCUUCUAAUCCUACACCCAAUGAUACUGAGAAACAGACUAGUAAUAAUGUCAAAACUAUACCGAAAACACUGAAUUUGGGAAGAUGUACUAUAACAGAAUGCAAUGUUGAUUUGGAAAGACACAACGCGAGACAGUUCAUCAAAACUUUGCAGAACUCUUUGCUUCCUAAAUUGCUACACCUUCGAACUUGUAUUGAGGUUGAUGAGGCGAUGCAGGAAUUUGCGUCAAAGUGCUGCCAACACAAUGCCAUGGCCCCACCAGCCACUGCAUGUAUCAUGAACGCAGACGGCGUGUACCUCGCCACGUACGCAGCUCUACUACUCAAUCUGCGUCAGCGUCGCGCUGCAUCUUGUUCACCCGCGCCCGUACCACAUACUACAUCUGCAUCUACCGCUCACUCUGCUAAAGUACCAAUUGUCUUAACAGAGGAUGAUUUCGUUGAAGAAGUGCAGGGAAGUGGUGUUCUUGUCUAUCUGUCCGCUACGUGGCUCCGAGAGUUAUACCAGCAAGUACUCUCAAAUGAUCUAUUAAAAGACGUUCCAACAACAGAUCAUCCCCUCAUUCAUUUACUAUCGGACCUUGGGGGUCUGGAUCCGAGUCCAGUAAUGUCAGACUGGCAGAGAUUAAAAGAAGUAUCGAUGUUGUACAACAAUACAAACGACUCACCAGAACAUCAAGCCAGCUUCCGGUGGGCUAGAAGGAUACUGACAUGUAUCUGGGACUCAAUGGUGACAGUCCUAAGUGUCCCUCUGACUGAAUACAGAAAUAAGAAACAGAAACUACACGGGAUGUUAACGAAGAAGAUUAACACCUUCGGCAAGAGAAAGAGGAUAGCAUGGGAAGGACUGACUAUACAGUGUUUAGAGGGCUUACAUAAGGCGGCACGAGUCAGCAACACAUUGAGCCUGCAAAAUCGUUGCAGCAGUAUUCUAGCACUUUUGGCCAACUCUGCAAUAUCGCAACCACCUAACGGAAAAAUCUUAGCCACGCAUGCGCUUUCAUUAGACAUAUUAAUUACAGGCGGCCUGGAGCUGGGCUCGAAGGCGCCGGAGUGCUGGGAGCACAUAUUCGCGGCGUGCGAGUACGUGGCGAGCCUGGAGCACGCUCUGUUCGGGCAGCACGCGCACCCGCCCGCCGCGCUGCUGGCGCUGCACACCGCGCGCGACCGCACCGUCUCCGUGCUGCAGCCCGACCCCGCGCAGCGCCCCAGGGACGACGAGACCUGUGUGGACGUAUUCAACUUCCUGCAGCCGGUGCUGGAAAAUAAUCUCAAUAAUGACAUGUCUGUGCCCAAAAUUGUCGAAGCUUGUCGACAGGAGGGCGGGAAUGUGGUGAGUGGCGCGGGCGCAGCACGCGUGUGUUGUGCGCUGGCGGCGGCGGCGGACGCGCUGUUCUCGCGGCUCGCAGCCACCACCACGCUGCCAACGCUGCGCGCCGCGCUGCAGCGGCUGGUCGCGCACCAGCACCGUCUCCUGUUUACAUCGUGGGAUCAAGACGCGGCGAACAACAACUGGUGGUGGUGGCGGCGCGCAGGCGGCGGCGGCGGGUCGGCGGCGCGCGCGCUGUGCCGCGGCGGGGACGUGGCGCUGCGCUGCCUGCGCGCCGCGCGCCCGCUCGCGCACCGCAUGGCCAUCUGGACCGUGCUCGGGCCGCACCUCAUGCAGGCUGCAUGCCACAAGGACAUCCAAAUUUCAAGUCUAGCGAUUCAAUGUCUACACGAUUGCGCGACAGCGUUGUUCAAUCAACAAGUUGAACUCCCUCACUUCCACUUCAAUGAGGCUCUACUUAAACCAUUUGAGAAUCUUUUAUGUUUAGAACUCUGUGAUGACGACAUUCAGGAACAAAUUAUAUCGUGUAUCUGCGAGUUUGUUGAAACAAAUAGAAUGGAAAUUAGAUCCGGUUGGCGACCUCUUUUUAAUACACUACGAGCCGCUAACAAUUCAAAUCAGUACUCGGCAAUACUAGAAAUAUUCAAAGUAUUUCUUAGCACCGAUAAUACUUUAGUGUUUGCAAAUGCUGCACUUGAUUGCAUUUUGUGCCUCCUUAGCCACAUAAAAGGUCUUCAUUUUGAGGAAGUUCAAGCAACUGAAGUAAAACCAAAGAAAGUCAAUUCACCACAAACAAAACCUAGUCUCAGCCUUAAAUUUUCCAAAAACAGCAAAUUCAUACCACUCAGUGAAGAGAAAUCAGAAAAAGUUAUAGUAGAUAUGUGUAAAGAAGCCUUAUAUCAUUUGGAAAGUUGUGCAGAUAUUUUGACAAUGAUGUACAAUAUGCCAAAAUGUCCUAUAUUUAAUACAGGUAACAGAAUUAAAGGCGACUUACCACCGGCCGUAGUUGACCCAAUAAUACCAAAUCUAUCAUUAGACAUUACUAGAUAUAUUAUAAACGAAAAUUGUGAAGAGGAACUGUUCUCCUAUAGAAAGUUAUCAACAUGUUUACCAUAUUCAAAUACUACAAAUAACUGCUUAUUGAAACUGGAUAGACCAAAUAAUAUAUUGAAAGUUUGGUACGUUUUAAUUGAAGGACUAAUUUCGGCAACAGUAGUCUGUUCUAAGAAAAAUCAACCGGCAGCUAUGGAAACCUUAUUCAAACUGCUAAGAAAUACUAUUGAAAUACCAGGAACACAUUUUGGACUGCACUGUAUUAAUCACCUCCUGUUACCGACAGUGCAAAACUGGCUCCGGCAAAUAGCUAAUGUUAACACACAUUGGGAUAGCGUUAUGCCAAAUUUCAAACAAUGUUGUGGCAUGACAACAGACACUAUUGUAAUAUAUCUACAUCAUUUGCAACAAAUAAACAUUGAGAGGUCUGAAAAUGAAGACGGUAGUAAUAACACGGAAAUAGAACCCAUUGAAAAUCCUGAGGCAACAUUCGCAUUAAAGCAAAUCAUGGUAGUAUUAGUAGAAUGUAUAGCUCAGCCACAAGAACCAAUAGCUAGAUUGGGAGCAUCGUGUAUACGUCACAUAAUACUAACAUCAGGCCAUUUGUUAACUGAUAAACAAUGGGAAAUCGUUUGUGUAAGCCUGCAUAGAGCCUGUAACGUUAGCUUGACCCCACUGAACCAGCUCACUUAUGCUUUCAAAGAAAAUUCAAACAGCUUUUAUGGAGAUCUAGCUAUAGUCAAAGUUGCAGCGAGACGCGAUUGUUCCGUAAAUGAUAACGUACGACUUCAUGCAAUGGCUCAACAAGUUUUCUAUACGGAACAAAUCAAAAGUGAUACGCACUCGAAAUUAACAUCAAAGAAUUCUUCCCAUAUGCUAAUAGAUGACAGAAGCUACAUCUUCCUCAUAUAUUUACAAGAAACCAUUAACUCAUUGAAUCCAGAUUUGUAUACGGUCAGAAUUCCACAUAGAGGGUUAGUCGUUGGGCUUUUAGCGCAUCAGAUAUUAGUUCAAAUAAUUGCUACAGUAUUAAUACAAGCCUCGUCGGACGUUUUUCAAGGAAUAAAUAGUAUUCUUUUGGAAAGUCUUAAAACUGGCAGCAAUGUUUGUAAUUACAAAUUCUUCUUAAAUAGUGAAAAUACUGACAUGUUACUUAAAAGCUUGGAACUAUCUUAUACAAGAGCGAUGCAGUUUGAUUUCAGGCCAGGAUUAAAAUUUUUGGUGCAGAAAGUAUCUAAUUUGGAUCACGCUGCUAAUUUAUAUAAACAAACGACUUCAUCAUGGUUGAUCAAAAUUAUUGCCCUAACAGAUUUGUUUUUCAGCGGCGUCUACCGAUUUAAAUUAAAAUCAACAGACAUUUCUAUAAUUCUUCAAAAUUAUACGACUACACUGAAUCUAACACUGGAGUAUGAUCGUUUUGUAACAAAAAUAUUUGAAUUAAAGUCUACGUGGGAACUGUUAUGUAAUAGUUAUACGAAGCAUUUAAUUAACUUGUCUGAUUUUGAUAACACUGAUCAUAUAAAAGAACGAAUGUCAUACAGCUCAGCUGAUACAGACUCUUCAUCUAAUCAUUAUGAACAAUAUUAUGCACAAGAUACUGCACCAAAUCAGGAUGUACCUAAAGUGCUAGAAUCUCCGACAAAAAGAGGAUCUAUUGAGGAUGAUAACGCCAAUAAUGAACCUAGACCGUUCACUUUUGCCGACUUUAAGAAAAACAGUCAGUCUUCUAUUGAAGUGGACCAUAUUGAAAAUGAUCAAUUAAUGUCAAAUAAUAAUUCAGAAACAAAUGCAGAUUCCUCUGAUUCAAAACGUGAUAUUACUCCAGAAAAUAUCGUCAAUAAUAAUGACUCUAAUAACGAUAACAAUGAUGUAAAUAAAAACAAUUUUAUUCAGAAAGAACGAAGUGUUGUGGAAGAGAAAAAAGGUAGCGUGACUGAUAGCGUUGAUUUAAAAAUGGCUGCACGAAAAGUAAAUAUAACAAUAUGUGACAGCUCAUCUUAUGAAAAAAACAAAAAUCUUGAGACUCUUAUUCCACCACAACCAGUUCCACCAGAGAUUGAGCAACAAAGAACACUUAGUAUAAAUAAGGAUACGGACGUGCGACGACAUUGUUUCCAGAACAUUUUGAUGGCAUAUCUAGAACUUGUUCUUACAUUCCCGCUGGAGAGGUUCCAACUCAUAAGUCCAGUAUUGCAAAGUGGAUUCCUACAGCUUGCCAACACAGUUACGGACCCACUACUUCUGGACAGGAUUAAUAUAUUUUUCGAUAGGAGAGACUUAAGCGAAUUUAACUAUAACUGAUCAAUUAAUUGUGAUAAUAUAAAUUUUCAUGAUUAUAUUAUAUUCCACUAUUAUUCAGUGUUA
Achroia grisella is the source of this 6369-nucleotide messenger RNA. RefSeq names its product brefeldin A-inhibited guanine nucleotide-exchange protein 3. The transcript has 24 exons. NCBI's taxonomy places the organism in Eukaryota, Metazoa, Arthropoda, Insecta, Lepidoptera, Pyralidae. Gene Ontology annotation, molecular function: guanyl-nucleotide exchange factor activity. The record is from RefSeq and is a predicted model, not a curated record. Bases 106 to 6306 code for a protein of 2066 amino acids. Gene Ontology annotation, biological process: regulation of ARF protein signal transduction.